CAGAAACCAAAAAACAAAGCGCAAUUCAUUUCAUUACACUUUGUUUUCUUUCUUUUAACUUUUGUUUUCCUGUUUGAGACUGCAGCAAAGUUUUAUCUUUCUAUCCUCAUAAAAACGGGUUCGCUAUUCGUAGAUAGUCUCAUAUUAGAUUUAUCUAUAUCAUUACUAUUCUACCUUUUUUCCUUUCAGGAACAUCUUUCUGCAACGAUUUACAGCACUUAUUGUUAUUGUAAGCUUAGUAUUAUAAAUCACCGUAACACUACAUCAGCUACGAUACAUCAAUUCUGUCUAUUUAAAGCAAAAACCGUGCAAAAGAAUGUCCAAAAAAGCAUCACCAGCCCAGCAUAAUAAUGAAGAUCAUCCAUACAAUCCUACACACCAGCCGUUGACGCCGGAACAGCAACAAGAGCAAGCUAUUUUUCUCGAAUCUUUCUAUGACCGUUUGAUCGGUAUGACCUUUGAUGAGAGUGCAAUAGCUAUAGAGAAUUGUAGAGAGUUGUGUGCUGAAUACGGCUUUACUGUCAAGCAAGAAGCAAGUACACAUAGAAACAUCUAUGUGUACUGCUCUCGAGAAGGUCUCCCUGAUUCCCUUCGAAAUCCGAAAGCCAACCCACAAAGAAAACGUCCUUCUAAAAGGUGCGAUUGCCGCUGGCGCGUCGUACUGUUCGAAAAUGAGAAACAUAAAUGGGAAUUUAGAAAAUCCUUAAAUCCUGAAGCGGGUAAACAUAAUCAUGAGUUAAUGAAGCCCGAAGAAAUCGAACGCUCGUGGCCAAAAGAGGUAACCGAAGCUAUUUGUCAACUAGCUCGAUUACGUUUACAGACUCAAGAGAUUCGAAAUCGUGUCCGAGCGCAAUUUCCAAAUAUUCAUUGGAACGAGCGAAGGUUCUACAAUAGACUCUCUGAAGAACGUCAAAAGAUCAAACUACGGGAUUCAAUUGAACGCACCGAACAACUGAAUCACCUUUGGAGUAAAGUUUGUAUGGCAGCUGCUGGUAACGAAGAUCUGUACCAUGUCGUUAAGCAAGAAUUGACAAUGCUCUUUCAGUCCAUUUGCGAGACGGUCCAGAUUGAUCCUCAAACAUUUCCAAAUCCAACGAUCAUAUCAAAUAAUCGCUCUGUAUCCUCUUUCCCUACUGAGCUAACCACAGAAGGAGCUGGUACUUCUUCUCCAUCUUCUUCUACUUCAGUCCCUCGACAUCCUCAGCAGCAAACAUGUUAUACCCAACCACCACCUGGCACCAGCAACUUCCAACAAACUUUGCCUGUGGGCCCUUUGGAAAUCACAUCAAAAAACAAUCUCUUUAUCAGUCGUCAACAACAACUACCAUAUAAUGAUAUGCCCAAUAGCACAACAAAAAACUCUUUCAAAGAAGUAAAUCGUAAUAGGGCUACAUUUUCACCAAUGCCUGCAACUCCAUCAUCAACACUCGUUUCAAAAUCUGAUAUACCAGCGCCUAAAGGUUUCAUAUCUGUAGAAUUGUCGAGGCAAAUAUAUUUCGUAAAAAUCCACAAUCACCGUCAGUUAAACGAUACUCAAUUCCUCAAAACACAACAACAGCAACGUAAAGCUCGUGCUCUUUCUGACGACCCACAACUCAAUAAUAGUAACAAUAAUUGCCAGUACCUAGAGCCUGUUCGUAAACAAGCACGAAGAAUAAAGCAACGACAUGUGUCGGCUGACCUUUGCAGUGAUGGACGUUUUACAUUACAUCAACCCUUUCCCUCCAUUAAUAAUAAUCUAUUUCAACAGCAGCAUCAAAAUAUAAUCACUCCAGCAUCAUUUGCACAAGCUUCACUACCUCAAUCUUUUCAAAAACAACAAGAGCAACAACAUCAACAACUAUCAUAUGCAAACUACAACCAUCCAAAUAAUAGUACCGCUAAUAACAGUAGUAGCAACAGCCAUUUUGGAAGUAGCAGCCAACAUAGCACAACUGCUAACAACAGCACCAAUUUAGCCGUUGGUUCAAUAUCUACUACACAUGAGGCAAGUCUGCCCCCUGCAGCUUUUGUUUAUUCCUCUUACGAAAGUGCUGCUGCUGCUGCUGCUGCUGCUUACAAUUUGGCCAGUGCAGAUAAUAGUUCACCCAACACACAGAGAACAUUUAAUACACCUACUCCAUCUGGCAUGGAUUUUGAUGCAAAUCCAUUUGAUACUGCAGCUGCUAAUACCACUAAUGCAGCUGCUAUAGAGGGCCAUCAACAUCAUUCAAAUCAAUCACAUAAGACAACCAAUGAAUCAUACAAUACAACUUCAAUUCACUCUGCAUUAAACCAUUCAUCUAUAUCAGCAGCAGCUACCGCUCCUCCUACCAAUUCUACCAAUUCUCUUCUGUCUCCUCAGCAGUCCACCUCAUUACAGUCAGCUUCUUCUACAACAACUUGUACGUUCAAUACAGCCACUUGCAUUAAUAAUGAUUCUUCUGCAAACAGUACACCUGCCACUACUCCUUCAAAUACAGUUGUGUCAACAGCUCAGCAACAACAACAUCAUGUUGGAUUUAGCUUCACUGAUCUAUAUAACACUUCUACUGCAGCGGCUGCAGCAACUUUGACGGCUUCAGUUACUAACACAACUGCUGAUCCGAAUGAGCGCUUGCUUACUCGAGAGAAUAGAACAAGCUCAUCAGGACCUAUUUCGCCAUCUAUUGAUUUCUCAUCCAUUAUAACAUCUCAUCAGCAGCAGCAGCAGCGUGCAUCUUUUGAUCAUAGUAAGAAUACUCAGUACCAAGAGUUAUAUCUACGAUCAGAUCAACGUACUGCUGAUUCUUCUGUUUUACCAAUAUUUUCUUCUCCGUCCAUGGAUGUUGAUACGAGCAUCAAUCAGCAACAGCAGUAGCACCUCAGCAAAAAUGACUUAGUGUAAAUAUAUCCUGUCGGUUUCAUUCGAAAUGCCAUUGCUGUUGUUGUUGUUGUUUUGUUUAGCUUUAUAUUUUUGACAUCAAAUUAUUACUAAGAGACAUAUAGAUAGAAUUGUGCCCCCUUUCAUCUUGCAUUCGCCUUGCAUUCGCCUUCACCCACGUUUCAUUUAUGCAUAUCAAAAAAGCCAAAGUUUCUCUUAUAAGCAUUUGUAGCCAUACUCUAUUUUUGCAAUGCUUCCAAAGACAUGCUCAUAUAAAUUGUCCUCUUGAAUAUCUCGUUUUUUAUACACCUUAAAAAGGAGAUAACCCUAAAGUAUUAUAUAUCAAAGCAAUCAAUCUCAUAUCUUUAC
Messenger RNA from Mycotypha africana, 3211 nucleotides. RefSeq lists its product as uncharacterized. The transcript is spliced from 3 exons. The record is from RefSeq and is a predicted model, not a curated record. Bases 317 to 2839 code for a protein of 840 amino acids. NCBI's taxonomy places the organism in Eukaryota, Fungi, Mucoromycota, Mucoromycetes, Mucorales, Mycotyphaceae.